Symbiodinium pilosum is the source of this 828-nucleotide messenger RNA. The record is from the annotation of a GenBank genome assembly. Lineage: Eukaryota; Dinophyceae; Suessiales; Symbiodiniaceae.
AUGUGGACGGACCAGGACUCAGACAGCAGAUCGAGCUCUCCAAGAACUUCCUUGGUGUCAAAUGUGGAAGUCAUGUCUGCAACACCUAAUGAGUUUGAUUACUUGACAGAGUGUAUCCUGCAAGAAAGCGAGAUAUGGAUGUGCUGGCUUCGAGAAGGAAAAGGCAUGCCAUCACAGGUUCUCUGGGAAGCCUUGCUGGUGGAGCUCUGCCGACUCGGGAAGAGCAGCCAAGCCGAAAGUUUUCUCAGAGCCGGCGCAGAGUUCGGCUGUACAGCCGAUUGGAAUCGACUGGCAGAGCACUGUGGAGCUGGGCCUGGGAUCCAUUCGUUUCCAGCACAGAGCCUGCCCAGCUUUGCUACAGUUGUGAAGCCAGGCAUGCAACCUCUUCUGCAUGCUUCAGAGACGCUGCCUCUAACUGGUGGUGCAAAAGCAGAAGAGACACACUCAAAGGGCAAACAGGUCUUGGAAUUAGACAUGCUCCUUCCUCAUGAGACCAGCACCUCGCUGCGGCCAAGCAUUCAUGUCACGUUGGAUUAUGCGGAUCGGCCUUGCUUAUCCGAAUCGCCCAUCCAAGGAUGCAGGUGCUUUGAGACAUGCCCCCCCAGGGCUGUUGGGCGGCUGCCUUUGCAUGCUUCCAGUUCUCUGCACGACCAGGCGUUGCUUCUGCAGGAUGUCGGACGGGCAGGGUACAUUCAAAAGCGUAUCCACCGCAAACUGCACGACCAAAUGCACGGUCUUUGCGAUUGUGAGCUUUUGAAGCUGGGAGACCUGUGCUUUAGCAAGCAAUUUGCGGAAGUCGAGAGGCUCAGAGGGCGGGCAUCUACAUAA